Molecule: messenger RNA, 7550 nt
Organism: Xenopus laevis (African clawed frog)
Lineage: Eukaryota; Metazoa; Chordata; Amphibia; Anura; Pipidae
Gene: btbd9.S
Product: BTB (POZ) domain containing 9 S homeolog
Exons: 12
Coding region: 587-2470 (627 amino acids)
Biological process (GO): adult locomotory behavior; modulation of chemical synaptic transmission; circadian behavior
Cellular component (GO): cytoplasm
Source: RefSeq, a predicted model, not a curated record
UAUGUUUUACACAAAAUGUCUCCUUUAAAGCAAUAAAAGAAAUAAGAUUAACGACAAAACUGGGCGCUUUACGGAGACUCCACAAUAGAUAUAACGACGUUUGAGACUUGAUAGAGCCCAAAAGGACUCGGAUCAAUAAAUGCAAUUUGGGAAGACAAAUGUAACAGGAGGAAAGGUCGGUUCCAGCUCGUGAGAAUCGCAGCGGAUCACAAGGAGAACACGAGAGCUUUAGACUGAAGUUUGCGACAAUAACCAAGAAAAAGUCCAUUUGAAGUUCCGGCCACACGUUAGAGGUCUCAGCAGAUAAAAAGAAAUAACGGAAGCCGAGGAGGCGAGUUCUCCAACAAAGAGCAUAAGAAAGACACCAGCUCCUAUUCACAGGUGCGACUGAGGAACGCUAACUUACGCCGUCUCAGCUCGCCACUCCCACACGUGAUGCGUCAUUGCCUUACGUGCAGUGGUGACGUCACACGCUCGCGUGGUGAGACUUGGGGCAUCGGGAUUUUCUGUCAGACAAGAGGCUGGGAAUUUGCAGUUGACAGCUCUGAGGGAGGCGUGAAGCUGCUGAAUCCUGCACAGAGAGAAGAUGAGUAACAACCACCCUUUGCACUCUUCCUCCUCCGCUAUCGGGGAGAUCGACCACGAACACAUUUUAUCAGAGAACGUGGGAGCUCUGAUCAACGGCGAGGAGUACAGCGACGUCACAUUUGUCGUAGAGAAGAAACGGUUUCCUGCACACAGAGUGAUUCUGGCAGCGCGGUGCCAGUAUUUCCGAGCUCUGUUGUACGGGGGCAUGAGGGAAUCACAGCCUGAGGCAGAAAUAACCUUGGAAGACACUACAGCGGAGGCCUUCUCAAUGCUCAUGAAGUACAUCUACACUGGACGUGCCACGCUGCGAGACGAGAGGGAAGAGGUGCUCCUCGACUUCCUAAGCUUGGCACAUAAAUAUGGCUUCCCAGAGCUGGAGGACUCCACAUCCGAGUACCUGUGCACCAUCCUCAAGAUUCAGAACGUGUGCAUGAUUUAUGAUGUGGCCAGUCUGUACUCUCUGUGCAAACUCACUGGUACCUGCUGCAUGUUCAUGGACAGGAACGCACAGGAAGUUCUUUCUAGUGAUGGCUUCCUGACGCUCUCCAGGGGGGCACUCCUGGACAUUGUACAGCGAGACUCCUUUGCUGCACCUGAGAAGGACAUCUUCCAGGCCCUGAUGCGCUGGUGUAGGCACAACCUAAAGGAGAAGCACAGCACAAUCAUGGCAGCCGUGCGCUUGCCUCUGAUGAGCCUGACUGAGCUGCUGAAUGUAGUGCGCCCCUCCGGGCUGCUCUCCCCAGAUGCAAUCUUGGAUGCCAUAAAAGUGCGCUCGGAAUGCAGGGACAUGGAUCUGAAUUACAGGGGGAUGCUAAUUCCUGAGGAAAAUCUUGCCACCAUGAAGUACGGAGCGCAGGUGGUUAAGGGAGAGUUAAGAGCAGCGCUUCUAGAUGGUGAUACACAGAACUAUGACCUGGAUCAUGGCUUUUCUCGGCACCCAAUAGAGGAUGACUGUCGCUCAGGGAUCCAAGUGAAACUAGGGCAGCCAUCGAUCCUAAAUCACAUCCGCCUGUUGCUGUGGGACCGAGAUAGCCGAUCUUACUCAUACUACAUUGAGGUGUCAAUGGAUGAAUUGGACUGGAUUCGAGUCAUUGAUCACUCGCAGGUUCUGUGCAGGUCGUGGCAGAAGCUUUAUUUUCCAGCUCGAGUCUGCAGGUAUAUCCGAAUUGUGGGGACACACAACACAGUCAACAAGGUUUUCCACCUGGUGGCCUUUGAGUGCAUGUAUACCAACAAAAGCUUCACCUUGGAGAAUGGGUUGAUAGUUCCCGCAGAGAACGUCGCCACCAUCACAGAGUGCGCCAGCGUGAUCGAGGGAGUGAGCCGAAGCAGAAACGCCCUGCUGAACGGGGAUACAAGAAAUUACGACUGGGAUUCCGGCUACACUUGUCACCAACUGGGCAGUGGCGCCAUUGUGGUUCAGCUCGCUCAGCCCUUUAUGAUCGGAUCCAUCAGGUUGUUAUUAUGGGAUUGUGACGAACGCAGUUACAGCUACUACAUUGAGGUCUCCACUAACCAGCAGCAAUGGACAAUGGUGGCCGACCGAACAAAGGUUCCGUGCAGUAACCUGCAAAGUAUUUACUCGCAGAUAUGCCUUACAAAAGAAAAAUCGUGGCAGACAGUCACAUUUAACAGGCAGCCGACGUGUUUCAUUAGGAUCGUUGGGACACACAACACAGCCAAUGAGGUUUUCCACUGCGUUCACUUUGAGUGUCCGGCCCAAAAUGUGUCCCACAAGGAUGAGACCAGUGAAGAUUCCAUCCCCAGUGACCAGAGCCAUUCUGCACAAGUGCCAUCUGCAGUCAGCCCGCGGGCAACUAAUCCCAUCACCUCACAAUCACAGACUGAAUCCAGUGCCCACAACCCGGGCCAGCAGAUGUGAAUGGACCAAACCAGCACCAAGAAUCCCCAAGGAACACUAUGUUCUCCCUCCAUCUCCCAUUCUAUAAUUUCAUACUGCAAUCUCCUCCUGUCCCACCCACUCAGCUGCCUUCCACCCAGGUACCUGGAAUGGCAUUUCAAGAAUAUCUGGAUUUGGGUCAAGUCUGACGCAAGCACCCACUUGCCCACCCAUGUUAUGUGAGUAGCAGCUGGGCAGGCUGGUGCCUCAGAAUUGAAUUCCAUGAUGGCAGCACAUUUUAUUUGCCCACCAGACUAGAGGGAGGGGAAACGCUUCAGUUUUAUUGUGGUCACUGUGUGACUUGCAGUACCGCUCUUUACCUCAUGAUGGCAGCAGUGCUUGCUUUAGGCAGUAAGAGAACAACACCACCACCUGAGCAUCUUCCAGAAACAGCAGCCUCCCCACCCCUUUAACCAGAAUGUUAAACAGUGGGGUUUUUUGUUGGCAGGAUACACACGAGCAUGGCAUGUCCAUACAUGAAUUAAGAGGACACAGUGCCCAUGCGGAUGCCAACAUGCAUGUCUGUAGUCAUAUCUCAAUAAUCAGUAGCGGAAGUUUCAGCUCUGUGCCAAUGUUACCAUUAUUACAGUUAAUGGAGACUGUUUGCCAUUCUGCACCCCACCAAGUGCCACUGCAAUGAGUUGCACUUUGGCACUAUAAUUAGGCUGAAGGAGAAUGUGCCAGUAUGUGUGGUUUUCCGGGUCCAGCAAACUGACAAUUGCACAAUACAGCCAUUUGGAAGUCCGACCAGGAAACAGCAGGACUGGGCUCUUUGCAGCAGAAAAAAAAACAAUUAUGGAACCCAGUUGUGCAACGAAUUUAUUAGCCACCCAUAUGGACAUGUUUUCUCCUCUUUUAUGGUCCUCUUUAUUUUUAUUUUACGUGGAACUUUGCCUACAACAGGUGAAUAUGGUGGGUAUAAGCUUAGAAGAGACUCGUAUGUUCAGGUUGAGACUUGUUCUUACAUUUCUACUCUCUUAGGGGUUUAUACCGGCCUGUCUUGCAUCAUUGGGCUCUGUGUGAAGUUAUUGGAGGACUGAAUAAUGUCCCCCUCGAGUGAGGUGACACCAUAUAAAAACAAAAAGUUUAUGCAAAAUCCAAUACCCCGACUGUAAAUUAAGGUGGCCAAACACAGGUAGGUUUAAGCUGCAGAUUUGGGACCUUUAGACCAAUGCUGUAGUGUAUCUGCCCAUGUGUGGGGACCAUUGACAGGCCUCCCCAAUCGAUAUCUGUCAGGCUUGAUUUUUCUGCCCGAUUGCAGGACGGCAUUGGCUCAUGUUGACCUCACUCUGACUUUUCGUAUCUUCUUAAAUGUAAAGCGAUUAUUUGACAACCUCACCAAACCAGCGAAUGUUACAAUGUAUGGCGCCUUUAGGAUUAGGUUAGGGUUGUGUCCCACUAUUUUGCACUUUGUCCCUUGCCCCCUCCCUCUGUUUUAAUUGCACCCUCUGGAUGAAUACAAAGUAAGGACACCUGAGCAUUCAUCAUAGGAAACUGCCAUAUUGUUACUGUUGUUAUACAAGGAUUUCAGUUCUCAGGGGCUGCUGGGAAUACCAAUGACAUAAACAGCAGCAGGUCAGUAUUACCUGUAUUAUUCAAUCUGCUAAAAGACAAUUCUGGGAACUGUAGUCCAUUAUUAGUAUUAAUAUCCCCCAGAACUUAUUGAGGGGAUUUUCUGUUCUUCUUGUUCCUGGUUGUUCUCCUUCCCAUGGUCAACUAUGGGUGGGGCUUGGUCACAAGCAGGGAAAACACUACAUUACAUUCAGCUUUAUCACCCAGUGCUCCAUUAUGGCUGAAGGUUUUGCCAUGUGGCCAAUAUCCAGGUCUCAAGUGAUAGCAGGGCCACGGCCAGUAUAUGUUUAGACUAAGCUAAAAGGGCCCCUGAACAAAUGUGGAGUCAUAAUGGGGUUUAAACCCAAGAAAAGUCCUAAUAUAGUGCUGUGUUGCCCAGUGCAUGACUUACAUGAAGUGGUUGAUUUAUCCAGGCACCAGGAUUAAAAUAAAUUUCUGCUUGAAAGGCAUCACUUUCAUAUGGCCAGGAUUGAAAAAAAAAUCUGAUUAAUUUCUGGUGUUACUGGCCCUUUAAUUGCAAACCCACCCAAGUGUAUAUAUUGGAUUAGUGAUGUAAUGACGGCACAAGCAGAUGGGGGUGUAUGAGUUGAAGAUAUAGGUGCAGCAGUUCUGCGUGGCAGCCAUUGCUGAUAAUAGAAUGUGUUGCUGCAUCGAUGUGACCCCCCCAUGCUACUUGUUAGUAGGCAACACAUGUUCAAUUGGAAUGACAACAAGGCAUCUCCAUCUCACGCUGAUGUGAGGGUCACUGCUCUCUGCACGAUGAAUUCUCUCCAUUAGCCAAUCCGGGGGAACCCCCUUGAGAGCACCAUUAAUUCCACUUUCUGCUUCAAUUGAUUGGGCAUGUUUAUCCUCACAACGACUCCAGUCUGAGGUCAAUGCUCAUUAGCUGAGCCAUCAGUUAGCGUAAAGUCCAUGGUUUGGGGGUCUAGCUCAUUGUAAAACUGAUUUAACGCUUUUAUUGCGUGUUAUUGGUUAUUUUGUGCACUUAGAGCUUCCUCUUGUUGCUAAGGAGUGCACAGAACCUUUUCCCCAACUGGGGCCCAAAUUAUUGGCCCAUAAUUGUAAUGAGUUCUUCUACAAGCACUUUAAAUGGAAAUUAAAUUGUGUAUAGGCUACAGGGAAAAAAGUAGUUACAUGUUAGUAUCAAAUACUAGGAUAUCUCCCCCCAUGUGUCUUGAUACAAUUCCUCAACCUUCCAUAAGGGAUUGUGCACGUCUGUGCCAGUGCCCCCAAUAUUGAGCUUUUAGAACCAAAUUUCUUAUGGUUAGUUUUAUGGUGGAAUUUCAGUUUCUUCGUUAGCAGGUGGGGAACGUGCCGAUUGUUGGACAACCUCUACUUCUCAUCAACAGAUGAAUAAAGAUUCACUGCGAGUUGGAGAGUUGGGCAGAGAUGGAGAUUUGUUUAACUGCCAACAUUCCAUAUUCAAAAGUGCUCUUGUCUUCCCAAAUUGUCUGCACCCCCUUCUUUUGUUUAGUAGAGUUGUAUGUUUAUGGCUGUCGAUAUUCCCAAGACCAAUCACUGGCAACCGGAAAACUCAAGCUCAGUUUUCAGCUAUUGUGAUGGUGUUGACUUGCUGAUCUCUUGACAUCUUAGUGGGGUAAUUACUUGGGAAAUUCAUUUAGUUUUCGCUUAGUCUCUUGUUGCUGGGAAACUUUAUGUAAUGCACUACUAUAAGACUCAAAAACAUCAAGGUUUUUCACAAAGGUCAAAAUGAUUAAAACAUUUCAAAUUUGUUGUUAAUUCCUAAGAAAGGAAAGACUGAUCUGACAACACAAACUGCACCACUUUCUCAGGCCUAUAGCUCAAACCAGAAUGUUGCCAGGAAAGGAGUAUUGGGAAUGCAAGGGGCUGAAUUUAUUAUCUGUAGAUCGACAGUUCCUUGGUUUAUUUGUGUAACAUUUUAUUGCUUGUAGCUACCAGCAGAACAAUUGCACUUUUUUCAGAGAGGCCUUCUCUCUCUCAUAUGGACCUUGUGUCUCAGCAAUGUGUGAAGUUUUACAUUGAAAAUUGAAUAAUUUCAGAUUCAGUGAUAUCAUUUUCUCUUUUACCUGCUGGGGCAGGCUUUGCAAUUGUAUGGAUGUCAAGCCAGGGCAGGAUCUGAAACUCUUUGUGACAUCUAGAAUUCCUGUGUGGCAGUCCAUCCUGAAUAUUUGCAAAUGUAGACAGCCAUUACGAAAUCUGCAGUCUCCAUGGAACUAGAAGGAUCGGCAGCCUCUUUUGUUGUUGUCUCUUUGAGGGAUUUGCAACCUCUUUGGUUUUCCAACUCCUUCAGGGAUCUUCAACCUCUAUGGCUUGCUAUGUCUGUUUUGUGGUUGUUGUCCCUUUCCAUAUGCUUGAAUGAUUUGCUGCCUCUGUGGUUGACAAACUAUUACAGUGAUUUGUUAUCUCUAUGGUUGUCUAUCACUUUGAGGGAUCUGCAACCUCUAUGAUUGUCCACCUCUUUCAGGGAUCUUCACCUUCUGUGGUUGUCCAUCUCCUUGAGGGAUCUGCAACCUUUGUGGUUGUCCAUCUCUUUAAGAGAUCUUCACCUUCUGUGGUUGUCCUUUGAGGGAUUUGCAACCUUUGUGGUUCUCCAUCUCUUUGAGGGAUUUACAACCUCUGUGGUUGUCCAUCUCCUUGAGAGAUCCUCACUUUCUGUGGUUGACCAUCUCCUUGAGGAAUCUGCAACCUAUGUGGUUCUCCAUCUCUUACAGGGAUCUUCAACUUUUGUGGUUGUCCAUCUCUUAGAGAGAUCUUCACCUUCUGUGAAUGUUCAUCUCUUUGAGAGAUUUGCAACCUCUGUAGUUGUCCAUCUCUUUAAGAGAUAUUAACCUUUUUGGUUGUCCAUCUCCUUGAGGGAUCUGCAACUUUUGUAGUUGUCCAUCUCUUUGGAUAUGCAACCUCUGUAGUUGUGCAUCUCCUUGACAACUCUUCAUAUUAUAUAUUGUCCAUCUCUUUGAGGGAUCUUCACCAUCUCUGGUUGUUACUCUCAUUGUGGGAUAUGCAACCUAUGUGGUUGUCCAUCACCUUGAUGGCUCUUCACUAUCUGUGGUUGUCCAUCUCUUUGAGGGAUCUGCAAACUCUGUGUCAAUAUUUAUAUCAGUUGUGUUAAUAUUAAUAAAUCAUCUAAAAAGCAGUCUCUGGGCUGGCAGUAAAUGUCUCUGGGAUUUGUAAGGUCACAUUAAAAGUAAUUUAACACUUUCUUGGCCCUUUGAUGACAACAAUAAUACAUGAAGUACAUUGAUUGUUUCAGUUAUUGUGACUUAUUGCAGUGUUGGUCAGAUUGCAGCAUGCUAGUCGGAACCCUGGCACAUUGUGUUAUCUCUAUAGCACAGCAUUUGUUUAAACAAAGUAUCAGUAGUGCAGAGUGUGAAGUCUGUUCCAACAGUGCAGGGCUUUUGUCGUAAAAGCUUAAAGAAAUUCUGUCAUGAUUUUUAAGUUGUAUUUUUUAUUUCUAAAUGACACUGUUUACACUGAAAAUAAUUUACUCUACAAUAUAAAAUUUAAUUCC